Messenger RNA from Closterium sp. Naga37s-1, 1551 nucleotides. NCBI's taxonomy places the organism in Eukaryota, Viridiplantae, Streptophyta, Zygnematophyceae, Desmidiales, Closteriaceae. The record is from the annotation of a GenBank genome assembly.
AUGGCACUCACUCUCCGUCGACGCGCCGCACCGGAGAGCUUCUUAGAAUCCAUUCCACGUGGCGAGGAGUGCGCCGCUUCUAAGAUCUCCGAUUCGGCUCCCUGGAGGUGCUUCGAAGCGCUUUCUGGGAUCCGCUCUCGUUCCCCCUCCGCGCGCCACUCUUCCGCCAAUUCAGCGCGCCAUCUCCGCGCGACGUUGCUCCCCGCGAACUACUCCGAGCCUCCACACGAGCUGCUGCUUCCCGCGCACCAACAAGAUCCCGCCACGUGGCAACUCGAGCUGCUCUCGGCGAUCGGCGCGCCCGCAUCGGCACAGGUGUUUUCCGCGCGGAUCUGCCCGCGCCUGGUGGUAUUCUGGGCGAUUGCGCCUAGCAGCGUGGAGAUCAACGAGCGCGCGGGGCGGCUCGCGCGGAUUUCCCACAUUUACGGAGACGCCCUAGCAGUAGAGUGUGACUCAAACGACAGCGCCUUUAACGAAUGUGACAAAAGCGAGACCGCUCAAUGCAAGCACAUUGCCGCCGCCACCGCCGCUGCUUCCACGAGGGCAAAAUCCUCCCCUCCAUAUCCUCCCGCUUCUUCCUCUUCCCUUCCUCUCCCCCGUUCCCCACAGACUCUUCCCCCAUCCUCCUCUUCCUGUCGUCGUUCCGCAUCCCUCCCCGCCCUUGCGCAUCCCCCUCCGCCCCUCCUUUCCCCGCUUCCCCACCACAAUGCCCCACACCCCAUUCGCCAGGGUCACGCACUCUUCGACCCCCCUUCGACCCCCUCGCUCGAGCCGCCUUCAAGUCCAUCCAAACUUGACCCACCAUCUCCCCUCUCUAUCGAGACGUGUCAUCAGCUAACUACACCUACUAACCUCCCCUCGCCACCAUCGCUUGAAGCGUCUCUAAAGCCAUCUGCCCUCCACCCCUCGCCUCCUCUAUCUUUUGCGCCGUUUAUAAAAUUAUCGUCCCUGCAUCCCCCGCCGCCCCCGGCGCUGUGCCUGGCCUCCCUCCUCCCUUACGACGUCGCCGAGCGAAUCUUCCUCGCCCUUUCCUUCGCUGACCUCAUCAGUUGCGCCGCUGUCUGCAAGGCGUGGCGCUGCCACGUCAGCAGCAACCAGGUGAGCGCCACAUGUCCUGGGCUGACUCAUUCUUCAUUCCUCGCUGUCGUCCGGGCAGCUGAAGCAGGGAACCUGGACGCGUGUGUGAUUAUGGCGAGGGUGAUGGAAGCGAGGGGGGAGCAGCAGAGGGCGCUGGAGUGGUACAGGAAGGCGGCGAGAAUGGGGCACCAGGGGAGCCAGUAUCGAAUGGGCGAGGCGUACUACAGGGGGGAUGGGGACUGGCUGAGGGACGAGGAGGAGGCUCUGGCGUGGUUGUUGCGCGCUGCUCGGAACGCCCAGGCGGAUCCCGUGCUCGGUGCUGCUGCUGCUCUGCUGCUGGGGUACAUGUACCUGGAUGGGGAGGGCACGGGGAAGCCGAGCACUGAAGAGGCCAUCCGAUGCAUUGCCGAACACCAUCCAUCUGGUGUGAUGGCGGAAGGCUGCAUACUGCUACCUGUUGGUGUUUUGGAUUAA